AUCAUCACUUUUUCAAUUUCUCAAACGAGAGUAAACGAGAAGCAGAGCACGCACAGGGAGGCUUCUGUGAAAAAUUCCCAAGCUCCAAUCUUGAGCUACAGUGAUCCAAAAAUCCCGUAAGUAAUGCCUAAUUCAUCCAUACAUCGUGAUUUAUCGAUUUAGAGUUUUAAAACGAGUUUUUGGUUCAGGAAUUUCUUGAAUUCCCGAUCUGCCAAAUUAGGGUUUCGGAGUAUCCGGAAGCCAGAUUGAGCCCGAAUUUCAUAUACGAGCUUCCUGCAGCGAGGUAAUCAAUCCCCUAGUUCUAAUUCCUGAUUUUCGGCUAUUAUUUAGGCCGGGGUCCAAACCGCUGAAUUUAGCUCCGGCCAGGGUUUGAUGUGUUUUUAUCAAGAAUUUGGCCUGGAGCCCAGAACUAAUAUUGACGGGGAUACUGCAGGGGGUAUUAGGACGGUCUCGGAUUUUAAUUCGGGAUUCGUUCGUGAAAUUGACGUUUUAGUACGGGAAGCUAAAACCGGUGUUUGAACGACCAGAACUGGUGAGGGAUUAGCACGGCAUACCGGGUUUGUCGUAUCACGAUAAUUAUAUUGAUGCUUAGAAUUGACCUAGGUGAAUUAGAAUGGCAUGAUUAUGGGUGUAUGGACUUCUCUGCUAUAUGAUGAACUAUAGGCUUCUGUAUGAUAUUAUUGACUUGCCUUAAUCGAUAUGGACCUUGUUUAUGUUGCUAAUUCCAUAUAUGUUGCCAGAUGUGGGUUUAAUUGUGAAUAUGCCUUAUGUUGGUUCGAGAAGGUGAUUGGAUAUGAUUUUUCAUGAUUGUUGUAUUUGGAUGCAUAAGUGGGAAAAUAUAUAUUCCCUGGUGAUAUCAUGAUGUUUUAAGGAGGAUGACUUGCACGAGGGUUUAUCCCGAGGAAGUGCAACUAUACGACUCCUGGUUUACCUAUGUUGAGCCAAUUAUGGCCAGGUCAAGUACAUGUGCAAGUAAUGAAUUAUGAUUAAGCAAGAUGAGAUAUGAAUCAUGUAUAAGGAUACCAAAUAUGAGUGUUGUGGUCUCACGGUCAACUACAUAGUAAUUAGGGCUCCCUAUGCUAUUACUCUAUUAUGAUAUGAUAGUCACACCUCUCAUGUGGUGGUGACUGAAGAAUUCUUACGAGAUAUGACCACACCCAGAGUGGUGUCGGGGUAUGACUACACCCAUAGUGGUGUGGGGUAUGUAUGACCACAUCCGACGGGAUGUUGGGGUAUGUAUGACUACAUCCGACGGGAUGUGGGGUAUGUUUCCCGGGAGAGUUAUUAGCAUGGGAGUAGCCAGGCGCCUAUGAUUAAAACAUGAUAAGAUGCAUAUGCAUAAGUCAAAGUGGUUGAGUCUUUUGCUUAUUGGGAUAUGAGGAUGGCUGAGGUCCGACCCUAGUGUUUUGGCUCGUUUGCUAGAUGUAUGGUAGGGGUAUGCUCUGUUAUGAACUCACGAUGCUAUGAUUAUCUCACUCAGCUAUGAGCUGACCCUCUUUUAUUCUUCUUCUCUGCUUAUGCUAUGUGUAAGCAGAUCAUCAGCAGCAGCAGUAGAUAAGUGUUAGGUGGGAGAGGAGCUAGAGUUGAAGCCAGGAUGAGGUAUGGUCUUCAACUAUUCUGUGCUUGGACUACUACUUGGGAUUUUGGCCAGUGAUCCACACCUUUUUGUAAAAAUGUUUUGAGAACGUUUUUCAUGUGCAUACUAGCUUCUGAUGUAGUGUGAGAUAUCCACAGGUGUGGAAAGUUGAUGAUAUGUGUAUAUUUUUGUAAUUAUGUAAGUUGUGACGAUUAUGGCUUGUAUCAGUAUAGUAUGCAGUUGUGUAGUAUGAAACUGUGACUUUGGCUAUGAAAGCCAAUGCUUAUGGUUGUGAGUAUAUAUGUUUGUGAUGAAUUAUUUUGCAGGAUAAGUUGCAAGAACUGUUAGCCCACUACGCGAGUAAUUCAUGUCGAAAUUUUAUUUAGGUAAAUUUUGAUAAUUAAUGUAACACCCGAGAUUAUUUCCGCUGCAAUUGUAUGAACAAUAUGAUUAGGUAAUACGUAUAGGGUAGGGUGUUACAGUUUGGUAUCAGAGCCCGGUUCCCUCUUUUUGUUGUUAUGGCGUACUAUACCCUAUGGGAGGUUAAACACUCCUAAGGAGGGGAGUACCCCAUAAUGACUUAAACUGGGAAUUGAGUUUGACAUGAUUAUGUGUAUUGGCAUAUUGGAUGAAAUUACCUGCAUCAUGGUUUUCAAAAUUGAGUUUUGAACUUAUUUGUUUUCAAGUAAUUAUUUUGGAAAUUUUUUUGUUUUAACCAAGUGAGAGAUUUGGUGAAGAAUGAAUUUUGUGUGGAUCAAUCUAAGGCCAAUAUUUCCUUGUAGCUCGCACGGAAGUUGUGAAAAUGUUCCUACUGACCAGUCGAGAGGAGUGGGGGCGGUUGAUGCAAGACCGCCAGUAUUAGAUUAUGCAAAGAUGAAGAGUUUGGGUGGUAGGGACUUUAAGGGAGAUGUGAGCCCAGAUGCUGUAGUAGAGUGGUUGAGAGAGAUGGAAGAUGUGUUUGAGUAUCUUUAUGCAACCCCAGAGGAAAAAGUGCAGUAUGUUGUUUUUCUCCUAAAGGGGUAUGCGAGGAGCUGGUGGUCCUCAGUCUCUAGAGUUAAUGGUGAACGAGUUCAGUUCACCUGGGAGGAGUUUCUGAAGGCCUUUAAGACAGAGUUUCUUCCCGAAGCUUUUAUCAGGGCAAAGAACAAUGAAUUUUCCAACCUUAAGCAGGAGAAUAUGACAGUUACUGAGUACACCAUCAAGUUUGUUCGACUGCUUUACUUUGAGGAUGGGUUGGCGGAUACUGAGCAUAAGAAGAAGAUGAGAUACUUGCAUGGUCUGCGCAUAGGAUUGAAAGAAAAGAUCCACAGGGUUGAUGAAGAGAGCAUGGCCACAGUCAAGGAGGCAGCACUUAAGUAUGAAGCCUAUGAAGUUGAGAGCCGAGAGGAACACAAGGCCAAAGAAGAGGAGAAGAAGAGGAAGUUUGGAGUAAAUUAUGCUGGACCUCGUUACCCACCCAGGAGAGGUCCUAGCAGUUUUGGGAGAACACCGAAUCAAUCUAUGUCAGGAACAUCAUACAGGGCACCAAUUUCCUCAGCCACACAAUUUCCAUUUUGUCAAGUUUGUCAGAAGAGGCAUCUUGGAGAGUGUAGGAGAUUUUCUGGUGUAUGCUUUCAGUGUGGCCAACCUGGGCACAUCAUGAGGGAUUGCCCGCAUGCGAGAGAAGUAAGAGCUACACAGUCCGAGCCUUCAGUGCAAAUGAGUAGAGCCCCAUUCAGGGGUGGUUACCAGGGAGGCCGUAGUGGAUUUCAGAGUGGUCGUGGUGGUUCACAGGGUGGUAGAGGUGGUGGUCGAAAUCAGCCAUCAGGAAGUGGUACGCAGGGUACCAGAGCACAGGGAGCACCGAGGGUUUAUGCAAUGACUCGAGGUGAGGCAGAAGUGGCACCAGAAGUUGUGACUGGUAUGCUUUCUAUCCUUGGCAAGCAAUUAUAUGCUUUGAUCGAUACUGGUUCCUCUCACUCAUUCAUGUCAUAUACGUUUGCACAUAUGCUACGCUUAGUUCCAGAUAAGCUAGGUUAUACCUUAUGUGUUAAAACACCUGUGGGAGAUACCUUGAAGGUAGACUCAGUUAUUAGAAGUUCCUUCAUUUGUGUGGAAGGAGCUUUCCUAGCAGCAGAUUUAAUUCUGCUACCUUUUGAUGAAUUUGAUGUCAUCCUUGGAAUGGACUUUCUGGCAACACAUGGAGCUGUUGUGGAUUGUCAAAAGAAAGAAGUGUUAUUCAGCACACCAGAUAAAGGUCCUGUUGUAUUCCGAGGCAUUAAGAAAAAGACUCAUGGUUUUCUUUCUGCCUUGGAAGCUUUUCGAUUAGUGAAGGAAGGUUGUGAAGCCUUUCUUGCUCAAGUUACUAUAGUAAAUGAUAAGAAGGUUGAGGAUGUAGAGGUGGUAAGGGAAUUUCCUGAUGUAUUCCCUGAAGAACUUCCCGGCCUUCCACCAGAAAGGGAAGUAGAGUUUGAUAUUGAAUUGGUACCUGGCACAACACCAAUUUCAAUGGCACCAUAUAGAAUGGCACCAAUUGAGCUGAAGGAGCUUAAAGAAAAAUUGCAAGAAUUGUUAGACAAGGGGUUUAUUCGACCUAGCAUCUCACCUUGGGGUGCACCGGUUUUGUUUGUCAAGAAGAAAGAUGGUUCCAUGAGAAUGUGCAUUGACUACCGGAGGUUGAAUAAGGCGACAGUGAAGAAUCGUUAUCCCCUUCCAAGAAUAGAUGAUUUGUUUGAUCAAUUGCAGGGUGCCUCAGUCUUUUCUAAGAUUGAUUUGAGAUCUGGAUACCAUCAAUUGAAAGUGGCAGAUGGAGCAACCUCAAAAACAGCUUUUAGAACAAGAUAUGGGCAUUAUGAGUUCCUGGUAAUGCCUUUUGGACUCACUAAUGCACCAGCGGUAUUUAUGGCUCUUAUGAACAGAGUUUUCCAUGAAUAUCUUGAUAAGUUUGUGAUUGUGUUCAUAGAUGAUAUUCUCAUCUAUUCUAAAAGCGAGGAGGAGCACAAAACUCACCUUAGAAUUGUGUUGCAAAUUCUAAGGGAGAAACAAUUAUAUGCAAAAUUCUCAAAAUGUGAGUUUUGGCUGAAGGAGGUAAUAUUUCUGGGACAUGUAAUUUCUGGAAGAGGUGUCGAGGUGGAUCCGAAAAAGGUGGAAGCAGUGGUGAGUUGGACUCCACCAAAAGAUGUGUCGGAGUUGAGAAGUUUUCUUGGCAUGGCUGGUUAUUAUCGGCGGUUCGUAGAAGGAUUUUCUAAAAUUGCUGCACCAUUGACUAAACUGUUGAGGAAGAAUACUAAGUAUGUUUGGGAUGAAUCAUGUCAAAAGAGUUUUGAUGAACUGAAAAAGAGAUUGACCACAGCACCAGUACUUGCACUACCUUCAAGUCAAGGAGAGUUUGUGGUGUAUAGUGAUGCCUCGUAUCAAGGAUUGGGCUGUGUGUUAAUGCAAGAUGGAAGAGUUAUCGCAUAUGCCUCUAGGCAAUUGCGUCCUCAUGAAGUAAAUUAUCCAACUCAUGACUUAGAAUUGGCAGCGGUGGUAUUUGCUCUCAAGAUUUGGCGACAUUAUUUGUAUGGUGAGACUUUUAAAAUUCUAACUGAUCACAAAAGCUUGAAGUAUAUUAUGGAUCAGAAGGAUUUAAAUAGUCGCCAGAGGAGAUGGAUAGAGUUGUUGAAAGAUUAUGAUUGUACCAUUGAUUACCAUCCAGGUAAAGCUAAUGUAGUUGCUGAUGCUCUGAGCAGAAAGGGGAAGAAGAAUAUAAAUGAUCUGGUUGAUUUGAGGGCAAUGAAUGUUGAUUUGGAAGUAGAUGGUGUAACAGGGUUACUAGCUCGGUUGAACAUUCGACCUUUGUUGCACGACAAAAUUCGUGAGAAGCAGAAGGAGGACCCAGAGUUGGUAAAAAUCAUUCAAGACAUUGAGGAAGGAAAAGAAAGCCCAUUUGAAAUGGUAGAUGGCAUGUUGAAGAUUAAUGGAAGAACAUGUGUUCCUAAUGUUGAUAACUUGAGGAAAGAGAUACUAGAUGAAGCUCAUUCUUCUGCUUAUGCUAUGCACCCAGGAGCAACUAAAAUGUAUCACACGAUCAAACCAUAUUUUUGGUGGCGUGGGAUGAAAAAGGAAGCGGCUGAACAUGUUUUCACAUGUCUAGUAUGUCAGAAAGUUAAGGCAGAACAUCAAGCUCCUGUGGGAAAACUGCAACCACUUCCAAUUCCAGAAUGGAAGUGGGAAAGAAUCACAAUGGAUUUUGUAUAUGGUCUCCCAUCAUCAAGGGGAAAAGAUGCAAUAUGGGUUAUUGUGGACCGACUAACCAAAUCGGCUCACUUUUUACCCAUUAGAUGGAAACCAUCACUGGAGACUUUGUCUCAACUAUAUAUUAAGGAGAUCGUCAGAUUGCAUGGUGUGCCAAUUUCUAUUGUCUCUGAUCGAGACCCGAGCUUCACAUCUCGGUUUUGGCAAAGUUUACAUGAUGCCUUGGGAACUAAAUUACAUUUUACUUCAGCUUAUCAUCCUCAAACAGAUGGGCAGAGUGAACGAACCAUCCUAACCUUGGAGGAAUUACUUCGAUCAUGUGUAAUGCAAUGGGAAGAAUCAUGGAUUGACCAUUUGCCCUUAAUUGAGUUUGCUUACAACAAUCAGUACCAUAGUAGUUUGGGUGUUCCACCAUAUGAAGCACUUUAUGGGAGAAAAUGUAGAACACCAUUAUGUUGGGAUGUAGAAGGAGCAAGGCAAAUCUCAGGGCCAGAGAUAGUUCAGAUCACAGUUGAUAAGGUCAAGGAAAUCAGGGAGCGUAUGAGGGUGGCUCAAGAUCGACAGAAAGUUUAUGUUGACACGAAUAGGCGUGAAGUUCAUUUCGAAGUGGGUGAGAAAGUAUUUCUCAAAGUGUCACCAUGGAAAGGGGUGAUGAGAUUUGGUAAGAAAGGAAAGCUUGCACCUCGAUAUAUUGGGCCAUAUGAAAUCACAGAGAAGAUUGGACCAGUGGCUUAUAAGUUAGCAUUGCCUCCAGAAAUAUCUCAAAUCCACAAUGUAUUUCAUGUUAGUAUGCUGAAAAGGUACAAAGUGGAUCCUUCCCAUGUUAUACAACCAGAAGAGAUCGAGUUGGGUACAGAUUUAACAUUUGAAGAAGUCCCAGUGCAGAUUGUUGACCAUCAGGUUAAAACUCUUCGUAGAAAGGAAAUUCCAAUGUUGAAGGUUGUGUGGAGGAAUCAAGAUAGUGAGAGUGCUACCUGGGAGACUGAAGCAAGUAUGAGAGAGAAGUACCCUGAGUUAGUAGCAACCUACUUUGCAGGUUAACAAUCUUGCCUAAUAAGUUAUGUUUUGAACUUGUUGAUGUGCUUUUGUUGUGAUAGCCCAGUAUAGGUUUUUGAAACCUAAACAUGGGAACUUGAGGUGUUAUGUGUUACUCUCUAUGUUAUGAAUCUCCUAACCUAAAAGUAAGGUAGUAACAAGAUUUGUGAUAGUGUAGGUUAGGGGGGGGGGGGGGGAAUGAGCGGAUUUGUACCAUCGACUCAAGAAUAGAUUUCGGGGACGAAAUCUUUUAAGGAGGGGAGAAUUGUAACAUCCCAUUUCGGCUAAACCCAUAUUUUGAUCGCUAGAAAGUUCGCGAUUUAAAAUCGAGCGUUUUAAUAGUAUUUCGGCGAAAAUCGGAUUAUCGAUCGAUAUAUAUAUAUUAACUAAGCGGCCGGACAUAUAUAACUUCCCCGUCCAUUAUCAUCAUCAUCAUCACUUUUUCAAUUUCUCAAACGAGAGUAAACGAGAAGCAGAGCACGCACAGGGAGGCUUCUGUGAAAAAUUCCCAAGCUCCAAUCUUGAGCUACAGUGAUCCAAAAAUCCCGUAAGUAAUGCCUAAUUCAUCCAUACAUCGUGAUUUAUCGAUUUAGAGUUUUAAAACGAGUUUUUGGUUCAGGAAUUUCUUGAAUUCCCGAUCUGCCAAAUUAGGGUUUCGGAGUAUCCGGAAGCCAGAUUGAGCCCGAAUUUCAUAUACGAGCUUCCUGCAGCGAGGUAAUCAAUCCCCUAGUUCUAAUUCCUGAUUUUCGGCUAUUAUUUAGGCCGGGGUCCAAACCGCUGAAUUUAGCUCCGGCCAGGGUUUGAUGUGUUUUUAUCAAGAAUUUGGCCUGGAGCCCAGAACUAAUAUUGACGGGGAUACUGCAGGGGGUAUUAGGACGGUCUCGGAUUUUAAUUCGGGAUUCGUUCGUGAAAUUGACGUUUUAGUACGGGAAGCUAAAACCGGUGUUUGAACGACCAGAACUGGUGAGGGAUUAGCACGGCAUACCGGGUUUGUCGUAUCACGAUAAUUAUAUUGAUGCUUAGAAUUGACCUAGGUGAAUUAGAAUGGCAUGAUUAUGGGUGUAUGGACUUCUCUGCUAUAUGAUGAACUAUAGGCUUCUGUAUGAUAUUAUUGACUUGCCUUAAUCGAUAUGGACCUUGUUUAUGUUGCUAAUUCCAUAUAUGUUGCCAGAUGUGGGUUUAAUUGUGAAUAUGCCUUAUGUUGGUUCGAGAAGGUGAUUGGAUAUGAUUUUUCAUGAUUGUUGUAUUUGGAUGCAUAAGUGGGAAAAUAUAUAUUCCCUGGUGAUAUCAUGAUGUUUUAAGGAGGAUGACUUGCACGAGGGUUUAUCCCGAGGAAGUGCAACUAUACGACUCCUGGUUUACCUAUGUUGAGCCAAUUAUGGCCAGGUCAAGUACAUGUGCAAGUAAUGAAUUAUGAUUAAGCAAGAUGAGAUAUGAAUCAUGUAUAAGGAUACCAAAUAUGAGUGUUGUGGUCUCACGGUCAACUACAUAGUAAUUAGGGCUCCCUAUGCUAUUACUCUAUUAUGAUAUGAUAGUCACACCUCUCAUGUGGUGGUGACUGAAGAAUUCUUACGAGAUAUGACCACACCCAGAGUGGUGUCGGGGUAUGACUACACCCAUAGUGGUGUGGGGUAUGUAUGACCACAUCCGACGGGAUGUUGGGGUAUGUAUGACUACAUCCGACGGGAUGUGGGGUAUGUUUCCCGGGAGAGUUAUUAGCAUGGGAGUAGCCAGGCGCCUAUGAUUAAAACAUGAUAAGAUGC
Linum trigynum is the source of this 8589-nucleotide messenger RNA. NCBI's taxonomy places the organism in Eukaryota, Viridiplantae, Streptophyta, Magnoliopsida, Malpighiales, Linaceae. The record is from the annotation of a GenBank genome assembly.